This is a messenger RNA of Diatraea saccharalis (sugarcane borer), 720 nucleotides long. The record is from the annotation of a GenBank genome assembly. Lineage: Eukaryota; Metazoa; Arthropoda; Insecta; Lepidoptera; Crambidae.
AAAUGUAUAAACAAGUUAUAUAUAAAUGUAACAUGCUGCUAUCGUUCAAAUCAAACCGACAAAAUGUGGUGGCUUGGUAGCUUGUUUGUAAUGUCUGUAGUGUUUGGUUUUAGUUCAUCAGCUGAUUUUGAAUAUAUAGGGAGUCUUCAGCGCUUAAGACGCUCACCGCACUAUCACUGUCCACCAUAUUUCUACGACUCGCAACCUCGGCAGUACCCUGGACCGCCACCGUUCUGGCCCCCCCCACCGCCCCCACGUCCGUACUUCCAAGAAAGGCAAAACUACCAAAACGAACCUCAACCAAAGAACUUUGAUCAAAAUCCAGUAAAUCAACCAUACAACGAAGGGCAACCACUAGCUAAACCUCAAAACAGUCAAGGAGAAAUAACUGACCCGGAUAGUAAGCCUUGUGAUCAAUGUGAUAAGAAGGGUCAUGAUACCGCAAUCAGUAACGCGAAGAGUGUUUCCGGAUCCGCUGUGGCGGUCGCCAUUGCCGGCAAGGGCAAUAACACAUGAUCUUGAUUUUUAAAACUACUGAUAGUACCUAGCUACACUACAUGAGACUGUUCUGAUUUAAUAAAAAAUAUGUUGUUUUAUUUUUGUUUGUUUCGUUUAAUAAUUUUAUAUUGAAAUUAUGAAAAAAAAUGGUAAAGAUGUCCAAUAGUAUUUUCAUAAAGACAUUCAAAUUCAUUUAUUUAACACACAUGGGGCACAUAAGAC